UUUUUAUUUUCCCUCACUAAAAAUCUCAGAAGAUGACAAUGAUGAUGAUGAUAUAUCUAUAAAAAGUAUCAUCAUCUCAUAGAUUCCAUCUUUUUCUCUCUUACUUACAUGGAGAAGAAGAUAGAAAAGGAUCUUCAUCAUCAUCAUCAUCAUCAUCAACAACAUCAAAAGGAGAUCAAGAACACAGAGACAAAGAUCGAACAACACCAAGAACAAAAGAUCUCUCAAGCAUCAUCAAACAUCAUGGCGAAUCUAGUUACGUCAUCAUCAUCAGAUCAUCAUCAUCAUCAUCAUCAGUUGGAGCUAGCUGCUGGGAAUCUCUCAAGCAUCUUCGGCGAUACUUCUUCAUCUUUACCUUUUCCUUAUUCUUAUUUCGAAGAUCACUCUUCUAACAAUCCCAAUUCUUUCCUCGACUUGCUCCGACAAGAUCAUCAGUUUGCUUCUUCUUCUAACUCCUCUUCUUUUUCAUUCGAUGCCUUUCCUCUCCCCAACAACAACACCAACCCCUUUUUUACUGAUAUGCCCUUGCCUCAAGCUGAGUCAUCAGAAGUUGUGAACACAGCACCGACUUCCCCAAACUCAACCUCAGUUUCAUCUUCCUCCAACGAAGCUGCAAAUGAUAAUAACAACAGUAUUGGUAAGGAAGUUACUGUUAAAGAUCAAGAAGAAGGAGAUCAACAACAGGAGCAAAAGGGUACCACUAAGCCACAGUUGAAGGCAAAGAAGAAGAAUCAGAAGAAAGCUAGAGAAGCUAGGUUUGCGUUUCUGACUAAGAGCGAUAUUGAUAAUCUUGACGAUGGCUAUAGGUGGAGAAAAUAUGGUCAGAAAGCUGUCAAAAACAGUCCUUAUCCCAGAAGCUAUUAUCGUUGCACCACAGUGGGUUGUGGAGUGAAGAAGAGAGUGGAGAGAUCCUCCGAUGAUUCUUCAAUCGUCAUGACAACCUACGAAGGUCAACAUACUCACCCUUUCCCCAUGACGCCACGUGGACACAUCGGGAUGCUUACGUCACCUAUCCUAGACCAUGGUGCAACCACCGCGUCAUCAUCAUCUUUCUCCAUACCUCAGCCACGUUACUUGCUGGCUCAACAUCAUCAACCCUACAACAUGUACAACAACAACAACAACUCUCUAAGUAUGGUCAAUAGAAGCUCCUCCGAUGGUACUUUCGUUAAUCUAGGGCCAACAUCUUCAUCAUUCCCCGGGUUUGGUUAUGACAUGUCACAAGCUUCUACUUCAACUUCUUCUUCCAUUAGAGAUCAUGGAUUGCUUCAAGAUAUCCUUCCUUCACAGAUCAGAUCCGAUUCUAUUAACACUCAAACCAAUGAAGAGGUUAGGAAAUGAUGAACAACUCUUUUUUUUUUCCCGGGGCAAUUGUUUUUUUCUUUUGGCCGGAUCCGGUUAUAAUAGGUCUUAUGAGGAGUUUUUCACCGGUUUAGGUAAACCGAUGUUGCUGCCUUUGGCUUUUUAAUGUUUUUUUUUUCCUUCUUCAUUACAUUUAGCAUCGGUUUUGUUUAAUCACCACGAAAUAAACAAUCGAUGCUAAGUAGGAACAGAGAGGCUUGUAGCAUAUGUGAUAUAUAGGUAUAACUUCAUUUUUUGUUUUGAGUAUUAAUAAAGAUGUAUCGUUUACUUUUUAAGACGACUUCGGCGAGUGAAGAGUUUAGUC
This is a messenger RNA of Capsella rubella, 1666 nucleotides long. Its product is annotated as probable WRKY transcription factor 48. Gene Ontology annotation, molecular function: sequence-specific DNA binding; DNA-binding transcription factor activity. The record is from RefSeq and is a predicted model, not a curated record. Gene Ontology annotation, biological process: regulation of DNA-templated transcription. Lineage: Eukaryota; Viridiplantae; Streptophyta; Magnoliopsida; Brassicales; Brassicaceae. The coding region runs from base 109 to 1341 and encodes 410 amino acids. The transcript has 3 exons.